AUGGAGACCUCUGCUUUUGUUAAACAGCUAGCGUCUAACAACAGGGUUGUAAGAGAAGAAGCGUUAGAAACUCUGAAGAAAUACUUGACCACCAGACAGUUCAAAGAUAGCAAACAGUUACAAUUUGACAAGCUAUGGAAAGGUCUGUACUAUGCAAUGUGGUUCAGCGAUAGACCUAGGCCACAACAGAGGCUGGCUUCUGCCCUUGCCGGACUACACGAGCUUUACUUUGACGCUAGAGACAACAAACAGCUGACAACUUCCAAGAACGAUGACGAGGACGAGGAUUCAAUCACCCGUCUGACACUGAAUGAUAAGGCGUUUCUCAAAUUCAGUAAAGCAUUUUGGCGUGUGAUGUGUUUGGAAUGGUACAGUAUCGACCACCACCGUCUUGACAAGUACCUGAUGCUGGUCAGACGGGUGCUGGCUAGUCAGCUGCGAUACCUGCAACUUAGAGAAUGGGCUCCUGCCGUCGUCUCGAACUAUAUCCGUGCUGUGCUUCGCAAAAUGCCCUUGAGUGGUGACAAGAAGAUCUACAACGGCAUUCCAUUCCACAUCAUCGACAUCUUCGGCGACGAAUGGGAGAAAUUGAUUUUCGGCAGUGAGGAUGACGAAAACGAGGAAAAGGAUCAAGAUUCAGACUCUGUGGCAGAAUAUCAGCGUGAAAAGAUUGCAGAAACGCCGCUUACGUUGUUUAUCGACAUCUUUAGAGACCUGUCGUCUGAUACGAACAACGUCAAGACCAUGCGUGAUAAGAUCAAGGAGGACAUUUUCAAAGACGAAAGAUUCAGCAGCUGGGGUGUGCUCGACAACGUCGAUGCGGACAACGUCGAAGAAGAAGAAUGGACUGGUUUUUAA
This is a messenger RNA of Lachancea sp. 'fantastica', 858 nucleotides long. NCBI's taxonomy places the organism in Eukaryota, Fungi, Ascomycota, Saccharomycetes, Saccharomycetales, Saccharomycetaceae. The record is from the annotation of a GenBank genome assembly.